GAGAGAUGAUUCCUCUAUUGAAAGAUGUGAAUCUCACACUACCUGAAAAAUGCCAGGUUGAUUUGCUAGCAGAGUCUGCACUGGAGUGGGCGCUGCCCCCAUUUCAGAACGGAACAGUGCAGGAGCCACUACAGGACACUGUGGAAUCUCAUUUGAACAAAAUGAUGGCGCUUAUAACUCUUUUGAAAGACUUCAUUAUUGACCAGAAUAUUCUACUAUGCUAUGGAAACUGGGUGCUAGAAGUCUCUGAGAAUUUGGUGUCUACGCUGGUGAGGAAAACAGAUCCCAUCAAAUCCAUCAACAUUUCUCUACAAACUUUAGAGGUUCAGGUAAUUACUGUUGGACAAAACACCUCUGUGAAUAAAGUCCAUUCUCUCAUCACAAGCAGUGCAUCCAUGGAUAUCGAGUUGACUGGGAUCUCAAAGAACAGCAAUGUUACUGUGGCCUUUGUGAGUUACACCAACAUGUCAGACAUCCUGACACCUUCUACAUUUAUCAGCGAAACCAUGAUGUCUGCUGUGGUAUCAGUAACACUUCUCCAAACCACCAACCCACACCUCACCAAACCACUCAAUCUCACGUUCACACACAUCAGAGAGUUAGACCCUGCAGGCAUUCUCUACUGUGGGAACUGGACAGAAACAGACUGGGCUGAAGCUGGUUGUAACAUCACAGACAAAAACUCCACUCACACUGUGUGCUCUUGUGAUCGUCUGGAUACUUUUACUAUCAUGCAAGUUAUGGAUCAUUCUUGGAUCAUUUUCGUCACAGCAUCUAUAGCAGUGGGAAUUAUAUUUCUGAUUUUGUCGAUACUGACACUCGCCUUUUGUUCGCCGAACAGAAAAUUGACCAGAACGGCUCUGAUAAACCUGUGUAUAAGCUUGUUGAUGGUUAUGCUUUUUGACCUGGCCUUGCCAUAUUCCCAGACAAUAUGGAAGCUAGUACUGGACUGGCUUUGGGAUUUUUUCUAUUUGUCAUUUGGUCUGUGGAUGUUCAUUGAAGCCAUCCUGCUCUUCAUAUCUGUGAAGAACCUAUCAAAUAUCAGAUCAAUGCAGGGGGAGGGGUUUAGCUGGAAAUGGUUAAUUGUGAUUGGAUACUGUGUGCCCCUGGCUCUGGCGACUCUGCUGUUCAUGCUUCUGAGGUUUACUGGAAGCCAAACAUGUAUCGAGGAAAAUUGGGACUCAGAAGCUACGUUUGUUGUUAAUUUAAUUUUUCUUUGCAUUCUUGCAUUAAACUUCAUCUUCUACAUCAUCAUCAUCAUCAUCUUGAGCUUCACUAUAAUAUGGCAGAAACUUCAGAACUUACAGAGGAGUAACACCAAUAAUCAAAAACUCAUACUAUGUGUGAUGUUUAAAAGCCUGGCCCAGUUUUUUAUCCUCGGCUGCCCUUGGAUUAUUUUAUUUUUCUCCAACGAUUCUACAUCAUGGUAUGUCUGGAUGUUCUUCGCUAGCCAGCAGGGCACCUUCAUCUUCCUGGUCCACUGUCUCUUCAACCAAGAGGUCAGGCAGCAGUACAGGAAGUACCUGGAUGCGUUUUGCUGCGCCAACAAACCUAACACCGCUACAGCAGAUGUGCAGAUGAGCAGUGACUCAACAUGAACGUCCACAGGGCUGUUACUUCCACGGUUACAUUGUCAGUGAUUAGCUGAGCUUUUUCAUAUUUUUGAUGCACAUGUUUUUUUGGUUUAGAACUUUUAUUGCUCUUUUAAUUCAUAUAUAUCUUCUUUUUGUUUUUGGUUUUCUGCAUUGUAAACAAAGAGCAACUUUAAUUUUCUUAUAACUUUACUAAAAUGUCAAUCUGUUAAAAGAUCGAAUCAGGUUCGGAUCAGGAUGUGUGAGGUAUGGAUAUGGAUAUGGACUUGUCAGGUCAGGCUUCAUUUAAUCUGCCAGCAUUUCUGUCUUUUUUGUAAAUAUUUUUAACAUAACAUUUAGAAACAUUACCACAAUAACACAUCACAUAACAGAGCAAAGCAUUAUUACUGCAAAUGUUUUUAGAAUAUUGCAGAAACGUUAUUUAACAAUUUUUUGCCAAAGGUGAAGUUAAUGUCAGUGAAUAAUAAGCGAGAUGAAGUCGAGGUCGAGAUUAUUCUUCACCAAUAUUCACUGAGCCUGAGGCAGAUAAUUGUUUUAGUAUAAUUACACAGGUGAUUUAUUUUUUUAAAAAAUCAUUCAUUUCAAACUUCAAAAGUGGCAUGCAAAUAUGAUAAUGGCACGGCGUAGAUUUGUGUCGCUUCUCUACGCCGAGUCACAUAAAAUCCUUUGUUUUGAAAUCGAUAAAAUAAAUCACAAUCCCACCUUACCUUUGAAUAGUUUCAGACCAAAUUUCUGAGCAAUUUUAGUGUGACGAAGUGAUCAGCCGCCAUUUUGCCGAGUCGCUCGAGGUGAUUAUUGAGAAAUAGUCAGAAUCUCUCGACCAAUCAGAGCACGCAAUUUUCUAUAAUCACCUGUGUAUUUAUACUAAUUUUAGUUACAACGAUAGUUUUUGAAGGACAUGUCAAAUGCGUCUGGACUAGGUUUAGAUUUAGGUAGAGAAUUAUUUAAAAUCAACACCAGGAUUACUGGCACCAUUCAAACAAGUCUAUGAAAUCGAUUUCCACUGAGACAAUUUCAGAAGAACUGUGUGUGUGUGUGUGUGUAGAUCAGUUUCUCUCCUCUUCAAUGAAAUGGUAAAUGCAGAUCUGAGAAGAUAAAAGUGAAUAAACAGAAAAUGUACA
Messenger RNA from Neoarius graeffei (lesser salmon catfish), 2713 nucleotides. RefSeq names its product adhesion G protein-coupled receptor E3-like. The record is from RefSeq and is a predicted model, not a curated record. Bases 6 to 1598 code for a protein of 530 amino acids. Gene Ontology annotation, biological process: cell surface receptor signaling pathway; adenylate cyclase-activating G protein-coupled receptor signaling pathway. Lineage: Eukaryota; Metazoa; Chordata; Actinopteri; Siluriformes; Ariidae. Gene Ontology annotation, cellular component: membrane. Gene Ontology annotation, molecular function: G protein-coupled receptor activity. The transcript has 12 exons.